AUGGACGGACCCGACCUCCCUUCGGGCGGCUCCGGCGCGCCUCCGGGCUCCCCAGCGCAAUCCAGGAAGCGCAAGCGCGGCGCCACGCCGGCCGCGGAGGAGCCCGCGGCGGCGUCGACGAGGCGCGCGACGCGGAGCACGGCGGGGCUGGAAGUGGGCGGCGCGGUGCGGUGGGCGCGGAGCGCGGCCGCGGGGACUCUGUGGGCGGUGCGGGGGCGCAACCGUGGCAUCGACGACGACGAGGAGCGGAUGGGGGCGCUGAUCCUGGCGGUGCGCCACGUGCUCUCCGAGCUCAAGCCGGACGACCCCGACACGCCGUACGCGAAGAAAAGGCUUCACAGACAAGGCACAAGGAGUUCUGCGAGGAUAGCUGGUCACUUAUCUAGUUUUCUUGUAUCAACGAGGAAAUGUAUUAGGAUAGACUCUGUCCAGUACCAAGCUUCUGUCCCUGAGUGGGAAAAUGCCCCAUCUGAGAAAGAUAAAGCUGACUACAGAACUGAUAAGAAGACCUUACAAAAGAUGGGCACAGUGGUCAUGCUGCCAUUCAUCAUGGAGCCACGGAAGACAAGGCAAGCAGUGGAUGACAAGUGUAAAUGUUCUCGUCCUGGAUCUGAGGCCUGUGUAGGAGUUCAUGUAAAAGAGACCAGGAACAGGCUCAAGUAUCAAUUGGGUGAGAAAACUUUCAAAAACUGUGGGUUCGAUGCAAUGGGUGAGGAAGUUCUGAAGUUAUGGACUGCAGAAGACAAGAAGAAAUUGGAUGAUAUUGAGAAGUUGAUUCCUCAUAAUAAACAUGAGAACUUCAUGAAGAUUGCCUCGAAGCAGUUCAGCUCAAAGAAAACAACGGACCUGGCUAAGUACUACUACAACAUUUUUCUUCCAAAAAGAUUGGCGGCCUUGACUAGGACAGAAGCUACAGAUGCCACAGAUGCAAGUACAGAUGAUGAAGGCAAUAAUCAACAUGAUGACAACAAUUAGCAUCAUUAUGAAGAGAAGAGUAGACG
Messenger RNA from Phragmites australis (common reed), 1001 nucleotides. Its product is annotated as AT-rich interactive domain-containing protein 1-like. Lineage: Eukaryota; Viridiplantae; Streptophyta; Magnoliopsida; Poales; Poaceae. The coding region runs from base 1 to 975 and encodes 324 amino acids. The record is from RefSeq and is a predicted model, not a curated record. The transcript is spliced from 2 exons.